AUGGCAUCUUCUUCUUUCUCUUCCUCUUCCUCGGCAGCACCAAAAUUAAUCAUUCCUGAUGACAAGCCAGCUAGUGAUGCAAGUGGUUCUCGUCCUUCUCCGACUUCUUCAGUACCCCCGGCUACUGAUAUUUCUUCUUCAAGUGGAACAGCAACAAAAAAAUUAACGAAAAUUCUUUCCACUCAAUCAAGUUUCGAACGUCAUCAUCCUGUACAUCCAAUUGCCAAACGUUUUUCGAUUGAUGCUGAUCCUUCGUCAAUCAUAUUAAAUACACCCGUUACUGAUUGUUCCAAUAAUCAUGUAGCACAACAACAACAACAACCAACACCGGAUGCUGAAGAAAUUUCGUCAACUCAUACUUCUUCUCCAAAUAUUUAUGGUAAAGAAACAUCACCUGCUCGAUCACCAUCAUUAAAAAAGAGUGAUAGUUUUUUGGAAAUACCCUAUGAAAAAGGUGAAAUAGUCGAUUUAAUUAAAUUGGUUGAUGAUCCAAAUGCAGCGACACAUAUUACAAACGAUGGACACGAAGUAUUACUCGAACAUGGAGCUGUUCCCCAGUGA
Molecule: messenger RNA, 561 nt
Organism: Rotaria sordida
Lineage: Eukaryota; Metazoa; Rotifera; Eurotatoria; Philodinida; Philodinidae
Source: the annotation of a GenBank genome assembly